Molecule: messenger RNA, 4062 nt
Organism: Bactrocera oleae (olive fruit fly)
Lineage: Eukaryota; Metazoa; Arthropoda; Insecta; Diptera; Tephritidae
Source: RefSeq, a predicted model, not a curated record
UGCAGAAGAGCACCACAACCGUAAUGCGACCGAACACUUUGCAUAUGAUUUAGUCCUUUCGCAGACAGACGACCGAGUGUAGUGCGAGCCAACAAAUCAAGUGAGACUCCGCCAAUAUAUAAAAUUGACUCGCGUAAAAAAUAACUAUCCAAAUAUAUAAAUAUACAAAGAAAAAAUUAAGUACUGUAUAAAAAAAAAUCAUUACUAGACUGCCAUAUAAGGUUAAAUAUUCAAAUGAAAAUAUUCAGAAAUAUUAUUAUUUAAGUAAAACGCGAAAACGUGACAAUCGAAUAGCAAAAAAAUGCUACAUUUCACAAUAAGAAGUGUGUGAAAAUGUAUUGCGAAGUUGGUAAGAAUUGAGUGCAAGUAGGUAAAAGCCGAGGGAAAUUUUCAAGGACUCGUCGGGACAAACCACAUACACACGCAUUCUAGUUAGAAAAGGUGACAAGCAGCAGCACCCUAUGUGUUCAAAAUAGUGUUAAAAAACAAAAGCAAACAAAAAAUAUAAACAGAUUUUUAUUUGUGUACAAUUUUCGUGUAUUUGCGUCCACCAGACAUACUACACAGAAGACGGCAGAGUCAGACGAAACGUAUAAGUUGCCAAAACAAAGAAAAGUGAAAGACGAAAGAACUGACUAAUUGAAAACGUGCUGUAGGCGAAAGUAGAAGUUGUGAGUGCAGUUGAUAACAAAUUAGACGACGGAAAUGCACUUCUGGAUAGACAAACGCUCACAGCAAUGUGGUUUCGGGAGAUCGAGAGUUGCAGCCUCACUCUCUGGCGCCGGCGGAUCCGGAGUGGGUCUCAGUUUUGGUCAUCCACCGCGUCGUAUAAGCGGCGGCAGUGGCAAUAAAGCGAGCAGUAGAAGCAACGUACUGCCAGACUGUCAUCACAACACUGCCGCCAGCAGCAGCAGCAGCAGUCGCAGCCAUCAAUAUCAACAGGCGCAAUUGCAACAUCACCAUCAACUGCAACAGCAACAGCACUAUGCCAAUAACAAUAAUAAUUUGAACAGCGGCAACAAUUGUCAACAACAAUCAAAUACGCACAGCAGCAAUAAUAGCAAUUAUACAGGUAAUAUAAGCACCGCCAAUGCAACAGCCUCAGGCGCCGCAAUGCAAUCGACCACAUCGGCGACGCUUAACAAUAAUCCCCACCAGUACACCUACCAGCAGACGCAUCAGCAUGGCAGUGUUCCAGUGCAGACCCAUCAUGCGUCCGGCAACAACAAUUUAAUGAACAACAACAACGCCAGCACUUCUACGUCCAUGGCUACAGCAGCCGAUGCGCGCGGCAACACACCAGCAACGCAAGAUUUUAAUCAGCGCGCGGGUGCCAUGUUGCAAAGCAACGCAAACACACCGAAUGCAACGCUAUAUCAGCAACACGUCAAUCAAUGCUAUGAUAUGCGUAGCUAUCAUCAUCCUCAGUUCGGCAAUAUGUCCGUACGACACUAUCAAUAUUCGGGCAGAAAUUGUAAUGGGCCAACGCACGCUAACUCAAAUCCCCCAACACAUGCAUAUCGUAAUGGCAAUAACAGCGGCGCAAGGACAAUAAUUGGUGCUGCUCAUUCGCAACACUUGGACCAAAUAGCAUAUCGGCAACAACAUGGUUACAGUCACUCUGCUGCAGCGUGCGCUCAAUCAAACGAGUCUAUAAUGGGCGGUUCCGCGCCUAUUUCCACUAAUACCACAAAUACAGCGAGCUACGCGGUAGCUAACACAGCGCAUCGCUAUAGUUCGGCAGCCAUAAAUAUGCGCACAAGCAACAUGACGGUAGACGCGAACGGUGGCGACGCUCAGCUGCUACCUUCACACCUUAAAUGUGGCAUGUGUGCUUCGCUAGUGCUGGCCUCCGUCUUUGUGGCGGGCGCAAAAUUUUAUUUCGACCAUCAGGGUACUGGCUUGGAAGUGUUGAUUUUUUGUGCUUUUUCUGCAACUUUCUUUUUGGCCGCCUGCACCGUAUCACUGUGUCGCGUACCAAAAGGGCUAUUGCCAAGCGGACGCAAUGCCGUAUUGGGUGCGCAACCGCAUGCUGAUGCCGAAAGCGCUAUACAUUAUACGCGUCCACCAUACGGUAGACGUGAUAUUGUGAAUGCUGAUGGUAGUAGUGAAUUAGUUGGUUCGGAUGAUAUACAGGGCGCACCAUUAUGUGGCCAGUUGCAAUUGAUUGAGGAUUCGGCUAGCGCCGGACCACCACCAUAUCAUAUAGCAAUAUACUUUCCUGAGACAGAGAGCAAUGGAAAGGGCAAAGACGCACCGAUAGAUGACGAAUCACCGCCGCCGUCCUAUGAUAAAAUACUUAUCUAAAUCUAUACAAUGCAUAGUAAUAAUAUAUGGGAAUGUAGUAGAGAGCUAAAUGUGUUUACGGCCAAAAGAGAAAAUCAGCAUUAUUGGCGCAUAGUUGAAAUCCUCAUUCACAUUUUCUCAUACUAAGAACGUAAAUACAAUUAUUCAUAUCUUUCAACAACAUGUCUUACUUCCGUUUAGUAGAUGAAAAUCGAUUUGACGUAUUGGCAAUAUAUAUAGCAACGUGGGGCUUGGAAAAUUCCAAUUUUAUUUUUAUAAUGAUUCCCUUAAUCAAAGCCUGUAUGAAAAAAAUCUUCAAACUAUUCACGCAAUGCGUAAUCUUUGUAUAAUUCUCCAUUCCGCUUCUUGGAGAGGCGAAAAUCAAAUUUAAAGAAAAUGGUCUGACAGUCGAAGACAUAAGCGAUAUACUUGUAGUAUUAUUGUUAUUCGUAACAAUUAUAAAUGAGUGCCACACCACUUUUUCAUCAACAUCAUAUUUAUAUACAUAUAAACAACUCAGAUAUAUGUACAUAUUUCCAUUCCAACUUAGCUGCUUCACGUCAUCUCUCUCUAACUACAAACUCUCUACAAUCUACAUUUUUUAUGUAUGCUCAAUAUUUUUAUAUACACUUUUUUAUUCAAACUAAACGUCUACACAAUAAUCUAUAUUAAUAUAAAUGAAUAUAUAUAUAUAUAUAUAUAUAUACGAAUGCUCACGUAGUGUAAAUAAUGAUAAGUUCACAUACAUACAUAUAUCAAACAAUAUUUAAAAUAAAAAAUUUAUUAAAAAUUAUUCGUAAAGUAAUAAGUUUGUGGAAAGAAUUAUGUACUCUGUACAUAUUAUAAGCUAAAAGCUGAAUUUAAUUCAAUUAACUGAUAUACAAAAAAUUAUGAAUUGAAUAACAUUCUACGAAAAUAUUUUUAUCAAUUGCAAUAUGUGUGUAGAUAUGUAUGUACAUACGUAUUAUAUGUAUAUACGAGUAUAUAUACAAAACAAUGCUCAAAGUGGGAUCUUGGUAGAAAUCUAUAUCUUCAUGAAAUUGAUAUUUGCCAAAUUUAUAAAAAUCAUUAAAUAUCGCAAGAAAUUAACUAGAAUUUCUAUUUAGAAAUUAAUUAUGUUUGUAAGCAUAGCUUUAAGUAAGUUGUUGGAAAAACGUCAUAUGAAUACUGCGAUUGGAAACUUUCUAUAAUUUAUAAAAAAAAGACCUGUCAUUUGGUUCUGUGAUAUGAUAUUUACGAGUAAAACAAAUAAUACAGUAAAACCUAACCCAAAUAAACAAUGUUUUUCCAAUAAACAUACAUAAAUACAUACAUAUACCUAUGUAUAAUAAUAUAAAACAAGCAUACUAUAAUAAGACAUACUUACAUACUUAUGUAUGUAGCUGCAUAACUAACUGUUAUAUUCAGUUUUCAACUGUAGGAAGACGAGCGCACAGUAAAUAACAUUAAUAUACAUAUGUAUAAUUUAUAGCAUACUAUAACAUAGUGUACUAUAAGAAUUGAACUUGAAAAAGUUUGUUUGAGAUUAAAUUAUGUUAAAAUGCAAUUAAAUAGAUGCGAGUGUAUGUAUGUAGUAUGGUAUUGAUCUGAUGCAUACGUAUAUACAGGUUAGUAAGUAUAAUACAAUAUGUAAUUACAUAAUUUAUGAUAUUUAAGAAUGUGUGGGAGCGAAAAUGUUUUAGAAAUGAGUUAUUAAUGAAUGACUUCUAUGAAGGGUCAAUAACCAAAAAAUUUUAAUUAUAAAUUCAACAAUAAAACACCUAAAUAACGAAAAAA